GGCCUCCUCCGCCGGCUCCUCCUCUCGGGCCCUGCCCGCCUCGCCUCAGCUCGGCUCCCUCCGCCCUCAGCAAAGCCACCAUCACCGUUGCUGGCGCCGGAGUUUGGCGGGGGGGCCUCGGCAGCGGAGCUCCAGCCGACGAGGGAGGAGGAGGAAGAAGAAGAAGAAGAGGAGGAGGAGAAGGCGGGCUUUAUUUUUAUUUCAUUAUCAUCGUCACCAUUAUUAUUAUUUUCCCUGCCGCCUCGCCUCCCCCCUCCCCGCCCGCCGCCGCCGCUCUCCUCAUAGAAGAAGAAAAGGGCGCCACGCCGCCCGCCCGAGGGCCGCCGCCAUGUACACGGCGGGGGGAGCGGCCCCCGUCGCCGCGGGACCCGCACUUGCGACGCCCCCGCCCAUGCCACCCCCGAUACAGGCAUAUGCAUUUAAACCCCCCCCUCGACCUGAUUUUGGUACUUCAGGGAGAUCAAUCAAACUGCAAGCCAACUUUUUUGAAAUGGACAUUCCAAAAAUCGACAUCUACCAUUAUGAAUUGGAUAUAAAGCCAGAGAAGUGCCCUAGAAGAGUUAACAGAGAAAUAGUUGAACACAUGGUCCAGCACUUUAAAGGACAGAUAUUUGGGGAGCGCAAGCCAGUGUUUGAUGGAAGAAAAAACCUCUAUACAGCUAUACCACUUCCAAUAGGGAGAGAUAAACAGGUGGAAUUGGAGGUCACAUUGCCGGGAGAAGGGAAGGACAGAAUAUUUAAGGUGGCAAUAAAGUGGAUGUCAGGUGUGAGUCUGCAGGCUUUACAUGAUGCUCUCUCUGGUCGUCUUCCAAGUGUUCCUUUUGAAACAAUUCAGGCACUGGAUGUAGUAAUGAGGCACUUGCCUUCCAUGAGGUACACUCCUGUGGGACGGUCCUUUUUUACUGCAUCAGAAGGGUGCUCUAAUCCCUUGGGUGGCGGCAGAGAAGUUUGGUUUGGAUUCCAUCAGUCCGUCAGGCCUUCACUGUGGAAAAUGAUGCUUAACAUUGAUGUAUCUGCAACAGCAUUUUACAAGGCACAACCUGUAAUUGAGUUCGUAUGUGAAGUUUUGGAUUUCAAAAGUAUUGAAGAACAACAGAAACCUCUGACAGAUUCCCAAAGGGUUAAGUUUACCAAAGAAAUUAAAGGUCUGAAGGUGGAAAUCACUCACUGCGGGCAAAUGAAGAGAAAAUACCGAGUAUGCAAUGUUACCAGACGACCAGCAAGUCACCAAACAUUCCCGCUUCAGCAGGAGAGUGGACAGACCGUUGAAUGCACUGUAGCUCAAUACUUUAAAGAUAGGCACAAGCUGGUUUUACGAUACCCUCAUCUUCCAUGUUUACAAGUUGGACAGGAGCAGAAACACACAUAUCUCCCUCUAGAGGUAUGCAACAUAGUGGCAGGACAGCGGUGUAUAAAGAAGCUGACAGACAAUCAAACUUCCACUAUGAUAAGAGCAACUGCUAGAUCAGCACCUGACCGUCAAGAAGAGAUUAGUAAACUGAUGCGAAGUGCAAGUUUUAAUACUGACCCUUUUGUUCGUGAAUUUGGAAUAAUGGUGAAAGAUGAAAUGACGGAUGUGACUGGGCGGGUCCUACAGCCUCCUUCAAUUCUCUAUGGAGGCAGGAACAAAGCAAUAGCUACACCAGUUCAAGGGGUUUGGGAUAUGAGGAACAAACAGUUUCACACUGGAAUUGAAAUCAAGGUCUGGGCAAUUGCUUGCUUUGCUCCACAGCGCCAGUGCACUGAAGUCCACCUUAAGUCCUUCACAGAACAACUGAGGAAGAUAUCACGAGAUGCAGGAAUGCCCAUCCAGGGUCAGCCCUGUUUCUGUAAAUAUGCCCAGGGAGCAGAUAGUGUGGAACCAAUGUUCCGACAUCUAAAAAACACUUACGCCGGAUUGCAGCUCGUAGUAGUCAUUCUGCCAGGAAAAACUCCAGUUUAUGCUGAGGUGAAGCGUGUUGGUGAUACUGUGCUGGGCAUGGCCACACAGUGUGUGCAGAUGAAAAAUGUGCAGAGAACGACGCCACAGACACUUUCCAAUCUGUGCUUAAAGAUCAAUGUCAAACUGGGAGGAGUAAAUAACAUUUUACUGCCUCAGGGAAGGCCUCCAGUAUUUCAGCAACCUGUAAUUUUCCUGGGUGCAGAUGUCACUCAUCCACCAGCUGGAGAUGGGAAAAAACCAUCCAUUGCUGCUGUUGUAGGUAGUAUGGAUGCCCACCCUAAUCGAUACUGUGCCACUGUGAGAGUCCAGCAGCACCGCCAAGAGAUCAUCCAAGACUUGGCUGCCAUGGUCAGGGAGCUGCUCAUUCAGUUCUACAAAUCAACCCGAUUCAAACCAACUCGGAUUAUUUUCUACAGAGAUGGUGUUUCAGAGGGGCAAUUCCAACAGGUCCUCCAUCAUGAAUUGCUGGCUAUCAGAGAAGCAUGUAUUAAGCUAGAAAAAGACUACCAGCCUGGAAUCACAUUCAUUGUUGUGCAGAAAAGGCAUCACACCAGACUCUUCUGUACAGACAAAAACGAAAGGGUCGGGAAAAGCGGAAACAUUCCAGCAGGUACAACAGUGGACACAAAAAUCACCCACCCUUCAGAGUUUGACUUCUAUCUGUGUAGUCAUGCUGGUAUUCAGGGGACAAGCAGGCCAUCUCAUUACCACGUUCUCUGGGAUGACAAUCGUUUCUCUUCAGAUGAGCUUCAAAUCCUUACCUACCAACUGUGUCAUACAUAUGUACGCUGUACUCGUUCUGUUUCAAUCCCUGCACCAGCAUACUAUGCACAUCUGGUUGCCUUCAGAGCCAGGUAUCAUCUGGUGGAUAAAGAACAUGAUAGUGCCGAAGGGAGUCAUACGUCUGGUCAGAGCAAUGGCAGAGAUCAUCAAGCACUUGCAAAAGCCGUUCAGGUUCAUCAAGAUACAUUGCGCACCAUGUACUUCGCUUGACAUGUUGCAGUGCUUUAAGUAACUCAGUUCCAAGUUGGAUUCACAGGAGACCAGCUGCACUUAGACCAACAGUUGCCCCAGCUACAGCGACAGCCAGCAAUGAGUGAUGCAUCAUAAUUUUAUUAGGUUUUAAUUUUUAGUAUUGUUUUUUCAUUUGCAAGGAAGCCUUCCGUCCGGAAUUUCAGACUUGAUUGCAAACUGCAGACCUGUACAAAAUUGCACAGCUAUUAGAAGUUUGGAUUUGCCAAAAUCAGAAGCUGCUUGUCAGGAAGAAAGGAACAAAAAAGAAACAAAUCAAAACCCACCUUUUGUAACUAAAUCUAGAGCUGUGAUCUCAGGGCUAAAAACAACACUUUUCAUUUAGUUAUGCCUUUCUACAGAUAUACUUGUUUGUAACUAAUCUGAAAAUACCCAAUUAAGAUCAGGCUUAAUGGGUUGGUGAAAAACCUAUGAAUUUUGCUUUUAUUCCUGAAAAGAAAAUGAAGUGCUAAUUCGGUGCCA
Podarcis raffonei (Aeolian wall lizard) is the source of this 3436-nucleotide messenger RNA. RefSeq names its product argonaute RISC catalytic component 2 (gene AGO2). NCBI's taxonomy places the organism in Eukaryota, Metazoa, Chordata, Lepidosauria, Squamata, Lacertidae. Gene Ontology annotation, cellular component: RISC complex. Bases 329 to 2935 code for a protein of 868 amino acids. Gene Ontology annotation, biological process: regulation of DNA-templated transcription; regulatory ncRNA-mediated gene silencing. The transcript has 19 exons. The record is from RefSeq and is a predicted model, not a curated record. Gene Ontology annotation, molecular function: RNA binding; protein binding; endoribonuclease activity, cleaving siRNA-paired mRNA.